Phodopus roborovskii (desert hamster) is the source of this 2131-nucleotide messenger RNA. It is a transcript of the gene Ppp2r2c, whose product is annotated as protein phosphatase 2 regulatory subunit Bgamma. The record is from RefSeq and is a predicted model, not a curated record. Gene Ontology annotation, molecular function: protein binding; protein phosphatase regulator activity. Bases 307 to 1650 code for a protein of 447 amino acids. Gene Ontology annotation, cellular component: cytosol; protein phosphatase type 2A complex. NCBI's taxonomy places the organism in Eukaryota, Metazoa, Chordata, Mammalia, Rodentia, Cricetidae. Gene Ontology annotation, biological process: peptidyl-serine dephosphorylation. The transcript is spliced from 9 exons.
GCGUCCCCUGGCCGCCGCUGCCGCCACCGCCAGGCGCCCGGACGCAGCGCGAACCGAGCGGCCGGGAUGCACGCCCCGUCCCCGGCCCGCCCCACGCUGCGGCCGCCGCCUGUCCGCCGCACGCUCGCCUGAGCGCGGCGCCCUCCUGUUCCCGGCCACCCGGCCGCGAUGCCCGCCCUCCCGGGCCCCGGCGGCCCGCGACUCUGCUAGGCUGCGGCGGCAUGGCCCGCGCGCCCGGCGCGACCUCUGCGGAUUGCAUCGGUGUGGGGCGGCGGGGCAUGCCCAGGGCACCGGGCGCGGCCUUCAAUGGGCGAGGACACGGACACGCGGAAAAUUAACCACAGCUUCCUGCGGGACCACAGCUAUGUGACAGAAGCUGACAUCAUCUCCACUGUCGAGUUCAACCACACUGGGGAACUGCUGGCCACAGGUGACAAGGGUGGCCGCGUGGUUAUCUUCCAGCGGGAGCCAGAGAGUAAGAACGCGCCUCACAGCCAGGGUGAGUACGACGUGUACAGCACCUUCCAGAGCCACGAGCCAGAGUUUGACUACCUGAAGAGCUUGGAAAUAGAGGAGAAAAUCAACAAGAUCAAAUGGCUCCCGCAGCAGAAUGCCGCACACUCGCUGCUGUCUACCAAUGAUAAAACUAUUAAGUUAUGGAAGAUCACCGAGCGAGACAAGAGGCCCGAGGGCUACAACCUGAAGGAUGAGGAGGGGAAACUGAAAGACCUGUCCACAGUGACAUCAUUGCAGGUGCCUGUGCUGAAGCCCAUGGACCUGAUGGUGGAGGUGAGCCCGAGGAGGAUCUUUGCCAAUGGCCACACCUACCACAUCAACUCCAUCUCAGUCAACAGUGACUGUGAGACAUACAUGUCAGCAGAUGACCUACGCAUCAACCUCUGGCAUCUGGCCAUCACUGAUCGGAGCUUCAAUAUCGUUGACAUCAAGCCAGCCAACAUGGAAGACCUCACGGAGGUGAUCACAGCAUCCGAGUUCCAUCCCCACCACUGCAACCUCUUUGUCUACAGCAGCAGCAAGGGCUCCCUGCGGCUCUGUGACAUGCGGGCAGCUGCCCUGUGCGACAAGCACUCUAAGCUCUUUGAGGAGCCCGAGGACCCCAGCAACCGCUCCUUCUUCUCAGAGAUCAUCUCCUCGGUGUCUGACGUGAAGUUCAGCCACAGUGGGCGCUACAUGCUCACGAGGGAUUACCUCACGGUCAAAGUCUGGGACCUGAACAUGGAGGCGAGGCCCAUAGAGACCUACCAGGUCCACGACUACCUGCGGAGUAAGCUGUGCUCCCUGUAUGAGAGCGACUGCAUCUUUGACAAGUUCGAGUGUGCCUGGAAUGGCAGUGACAGCGUCAUCAUGACAGGGGCCUACAACAACUUCUUCCGCAUGUUCGACCGCAACACCAAGCGGGAUGUGACGCUGGAGGCCUCUAGGGAGAGUAGCAAACCCAGGGCCGUGCUCAAGCCCCGGCGCGUGUGUGUGGGAGGCAAGCGGCGACGGGACGACAUCAGCGUGGACAGCUUGGACUUCACCAAGAAGAUCCUGCACACGGCCUGGCACCCGGCCGAGAACAUCAUCGCCAUUGCAGCCACCAACAACCUGUACAUCUUCCAGGAUAAGGUCAAUUCGGACAUGCAUUAGCUGGCCUCAGGGGUCCUCUCGGCCACCUCUGUAGGAGGGCAGGAUGGUGGCCAUGGUGGGGAUGUGAGUCCCUAGGCUGUAGCUGCCUUGGAUGGUGAUCGCCAGUUUAAACGAAGGGAAGGAAGGAGCUUCAGUCACAGGUGAUAAGAUGAAUGUGCCUGGUAGGCCUCGGUCCAGGGUUUACGGUCCUUCCCGUUCAGGCCGGGCCUUCAUUUAUUAUCAGGACUUUAUUCACGUCUAGGGUGAUUUUCAGGAUAGUCAAGCUGGUCCCUGGUGGGACUCCAGAGAAAGAGUGAAGCUCCCAAGCCAGGCAAGGCCUGUGGGCCCUCAAAGGAGCCAGCCACAUGCCCCGGCUCAGAGCUGCUGGCUCGUGUUGGAUUUUGGACGGUGCAUUUUCGUCGAGAGCUGGCAGUGCCAGCUCCUCACUGGGGUGUUUGGGAUGUCGUUGUGCGUCCUAGAUGCCAGGCCAGGUCAGGUCCUG